Molecule: messenger RNA, 2170 nt
Organism: Cuscuta campestris
Lineage: Eukaryota; Viridiplantae; Streptophyta; Magnoliopsida; Solanales; Convolvulaceae
Source: the annotation of a GenBank genome assembly
AUAACAUAGUGUAGAUGUUGAUUACCAACAGCAUGUUAGAGCUAUUAUGUUUAAGUUGUUGGGUGGCAGCUUAUUUCCCAACAUGACGGGAAAUAAGGUUAGUUUGUAUCUGUUGGAGCUAAUCAUGGAAGACUCUGUGCUGGUGCGGGGUCGUGCCAUUGGUGCUGCGGUUCUUAGUUUCUUGGACCAGCUAGAUAGGUUGCUCGAGGGAGAGUUUGUUUGGAUGUCGUAUCCGAAUCUCGAUACCCUACCACGCUUUUGUUCUGCCGGACUCCGAAUAUGGAUAUCACGCAUCCCUUUGAUCUAUGGCUAUGUCGUGGAGAUGUACUAUCCGGAUCAGUUUUACAGACAGUUUGGUGCCCUCCAACGUGUUCCUCUCGAUGUUGUGUAUGAUCCACACCUACAUAACAUUAAGUCGAACACUAUGGAGCUCGCUGACAAUGAGAGACAUUAUUUAGAUGUAUGGGAGGGACGUUAUGCUGCAAAUGUACUGAUGGAAUUUGGGAUGCCGGAUGCCACACAUGAGUAUCGUCAUUGCUAUCUUGUAUGGCAGACCAUCAGCGCCUUGAUCCAGGUAGGCACCCGGAUGGUUUUGUACCUUCUCACGAGACAUCAAUCAGGGGUUUAUGUUGGUUCACGACCUCUCCUAAUCAACGACAAACCAACAUGGCGGCAUUUUAUACGAAAAGCAUCACGUGAAUACGAUGCAAUUAAAGUAUUCAUCAUGGUGUCUAAAAAUGUUGAGGAGGAAGUUGAUGAGGAAGAGGAUGUUAAUCCAUUCUUUCAGCAACCAAUGGGUCACCCCUCUUCAUCUCAUUACGCUCAACACGUUGAUAGCGAUCCAGAUGAUGCUGAGUACGUUUCACCAUUAACGGAAGAUGAAGAAUCAUCAGAAGAGGACGAGGAUAUAUCUUCAGAUGAAGGAGACGAUGGCGACAACGCUCGUGCAAUGCCACAUUUAGAAGACAUCCAGCGACGCGAAACGCAUAGAUCUUUGCAACCGACGUUCCACGUACAAAUUAUUGAGGUUGGUAAUACGUAUCCUUCUUUUCAAAGUUUACAAGAAGCCGUGUCCUUACGCAACAUUGCAGAGCAUAGACACUUUCGCACAGUUGCGAAAUGGAGUCGUUAUUGGAGAGCUAGUUGUGUAUGCACCCCCCAAUGCACUUGGUUCAUCCAAGCCGCAGAGAAUGCAGGGACAACUAUGUGGACCAUAAAGAAAUACCAGUGGUACCACCAGUGUAGACCAGAUCACACACGAGCCAAGGAUGACAAAUUGUUAACAAGUGAACUCAUAAGUACCCUGAUAGAUCCAAAAAUUCAAGAAGAUGCUAACUAUAAAAUCAAACUCAUUAUCAGGGAUGUUUAUGAGUUGUUCCAGGUCUCCGUGUCUUACAAGAAGGCAUGGUAUGUAUUCUGGUCCUUCAAGGCAUCCAUGGAUGGAUUUCACUAUUGUCUUCCAGUUAUUCCAGUAGAUAGAACUCACUUAUACGACAAGUAUAAGGGAUGUUUAUUACUUGCCAUAGCAACGACGGGAAAUGGUGAAAUUUUCCCCCUAGCUUUUUCCAUUGUGGAUGCUGAAGAUGGUGCAAGUUGGAAAUGGUUCAUGACGAAUGUCAUGCGUCAUGUCGUACCCCCACAUCGCCGUGUAUGCAUAAUAUCUGAUAGACACGGUGGGAUUGACCAUGCAUUUGAAAAUGUUCCAGAGUUGGGUGGAGGUCAAGUGACUCGAACAUAUUGUCUCCGCCACCUACGAAGCAAUUUCUGGAAGAAAUUCCAAAGUAAGAAGUUGUGGACCUUGAUGUAUAGAGCUGAUGAGGCUCUGAACAGAAGUGAGUUUGACCUGUUGAUCCUCCGAAUAGCAUCCAAAAAUCAAGAAGCUUACAACUGGCUUAAUGCCAUUCCGAAACACAAGUGGGCUUUGUCACAUGAUGAAGGUGGAGCACGUUAUGGUAUAAUGACUACAAAUUCGUCAGAAAGUUUCAAUAAUGUCCUUGAGGGAUCUCGUUGUUUGCCCGUAUAUGCCAUUGUGAAGUUCACCUAUGAUAAGUUGGUCAAACUUUUCGCUGAGAGGCGAACAAAUGGAUAUGUAUGGCAGCAAUCCGGGUGCAAUUUUCCUAUGAACGUGUGAAAACGUAUUAGGAAAAAUGAAGAAAUAUAGGCUCUAUUG